AAAAAAAAAAAAAAAAAAACUAGAGCAAAAGGGGACAAAAAAAUGUUCGAAUAGAAAAUAGGUUUACUGAUAUGUCAGCAUUAUUACUGUUUUGCUGAGGAAAUACAAAUUCCAGAAGAUCACUGUAUAUUCUUUUUAAAUAAUUGACCUUUAAUUGUCAAUCGAUAUUCUCCAGAUCUUUCAUGCUUCGGGGUUGUCCCUGGGCAAGGCAGUGUUUUACCCCCCCAUGAUUGUCAUGCAGGGACACCCAAAUGCAACCCAUCUCCAAUGAGCUCAACCCCCCGAAGCAUGACGUUUACAUCCCCAUGCUUCAAAGUUGACAUUAUACCUCAGGCAUUGCACUCUUUGUCUGAUGAACACUGAGAGUGGAAUUGAUUAAAAAAAAGAAAAAAAAAGGUUGACCUCAUCUGACCUCCAGGCCUUUUCCCAUGCCACCUCUGAAUCAUCCAAAUACUCAUCGGUAAGCCUCAGUUUGGGCUGCGCAAAAGUCAAAUAUAGUGGGAAAAUGUCCGAGUGUAUCUGCGCCGAUGGGAGGCGGAGUUUGCCAAGCUGCUGCCACACUGCUAUGACCUUGGCAAGCCAAACACAUCCCUGCAAGCUAUUAGCCCCCCCCCCCCUCACACCGCAGCCCCCUCAAUGGUAAUACGGUGUAAGACGGCCUUGUGGCAUUCGAGUUGGAGAACAAGCCUGUAAUCCACCGGUGCCUCCUCGCAUGGGGACCGUAAGGCUAAUGUGAUCCUGACACAUUGUCCCAGUACGCAUAAUGGCUUCUUUUCAGGCGCUCCUCAGGGGAGACCUGGGAGCCUGCGCUUUAAGAAGUAGUAGCCGGGACAUGAUCUCAAAGGGCCAAAACAUGGUUUAUGAUGAUACAGAAUGCGACUUGUGUUCGCUUCAUAAUAUUGUGUGUGAGCACUAAUGGUCCCAGUGGUCAGGCCACAAUGUGGUGUGACUUGCCUGGUGCCAGAGGUCAACACCGAAGACGGUCUGUGAUGGGACGAGGGCGGGGUCCAACAAGAUCCCUUUGGUUCCAUCAAGGCAGGGCUUCUGUCCAAUGUCUCUGAUUCUGGAUUCCUUCUUCAUUCUUCAUGUUUUUGUAGGAUGGUGACACCAGACAUUCCGGUCCUUCUGCUCUUGAUCGUCAGCGCAGCCGCUCGCACGAGAAUUGCUACUCGGGAUGUCUUGUAUCCGUUUGGACCCGCCCACAUGGAUCUGGAGACCCCCAAGAUGGAUGACGGGAGCUCCCCGGAGAUUCCUCUGCUUGUGCCCUUCAUUUUCUUCAGUAUCCCCUACCGCACCAUCUACGUCAACAACAAUGGCGUGAUAUCCUUCAGCGAGCAUGUGAGCCAGUUCACGCCAGAGGCGUUCCCCCUGAGUGACAGCCGGUCCUUCAUCGCCCCCCUCUGGGCGGAUGUGCACAACGGAAUCCGUGGAGACAUCUACUACAGGGAAACCACCCUGCCGCAGAUACUGGAGAGGGCGACGCAUGACGUCCGCCGGCAUUUCAAGAACAUCCCCAACUUCACGGCCACCUGGGCCUUCGUCGCCACAUGGCAUCAGGUCACCUUCUACGGCGGGAGCCAGACCACCCCGGUGAACACAUUCCAAACUGUGCUAAUCUCAGAUGGUGCCGUGUCCUUCGCCUUGUUCAUCUAUGAGGAAAUCACUUGGAGCACAGGCACGGCCAGUGGCGGAGAUCCGCUCACCGGACUAGGUGGCACCACAGCUCAGUCAGGUUUUAAUGGCGGGGAAGUUGGACACUUCUUGAACCUGCCGGGAUCGCGGAGCAACGAUGUGGUGAACAUUGAACAGACGACCAAUGUGAACAUUCCCGGACGCUGGGUCUUCCGCGUCGACCCGGAGCUGAUCGAUCCCGCCAAUGGCUGCAGUUACAAUGGUCGUUUUUACAGACGAGGGGAGGUCUUCUGGCUGUCGGACCGCUGCUUGCAGCGAUGCCGCUGCCUGGACGUGGACAACGAGGUGCUCUGCCAAGACGCUCAGUGCGGCCAACUGGAGACCUGCGAGCAGCAGGAGGGAGCCUUCUACUGCCAGCCCACCCGCACCAGUACCUGCGUGGUGUUCGGCGACCCGCACUACCACACCUUCGACGGUCUGCUCUACCACUUUCAAGGAACCUGUACCUACCUGCUGGCUCGGCCGUGCUGGGAAGCGGCGGGGCUGCCCUUCUUCAGCGUGCAAGCUCAAAACGAGGACCGUGGCGUGUCUGCCGUCUCCUGGCUGAGAGAUGUAACCGUGGAGGUGUACGGUCACCGAGUCACGUUGCUGAAAGGAACUUUGGGAACUGUUGAGGUGGAUGGCUUGUUGAAGACUCUACCGGUUCAGCUUCAACUCAGUGCCGUUAGAAUCUACCAGUCCGGGUUGGCUGUCGCUUUAGAAACAGACUUUGGACUCUUGGUGACGUACGAUGGGCAGCACUACGCCUCCAUCUCCCUGCCAAGCUCUUACUUCAACAACACGUGUGGCCUCUGCGGGAACUACAACGACGACCCCGCCGAUGAUCCCGUCCUUCCCGACGGCACCCUUGCGGAAACCGUGGCCGAGCUGGGCGGCGGCUGGCGAGCCGAGGGCGCUGACUGGCAUUGCACUGACGGUUGUGUGGACAACUGCAGCGUGUGCGACGCGCAAACGGAGGCCUUCUUCUUUGGCCCGGACUACUGCGGACUCAUAAACAAAACGGACGGCCCAUUCAGGGACUGCAGAGCCGUGGUGGAUCCCACCGCCUUCGUGUUCAGUUGUGUCUACGAUAUGUGUAGCAACAAGGACAACAUCACGACACUCUGCCAGGCCAUCCAGGCCUACGCUCUGGCCUGUCAGGCACUGGGCGUCACCAUCCGUCCCUGGAGGUCUCGCACUUUCUGUGCGCUGACAUGCCCGCCGUUUAGCCACUACCAAGUGUGCACCAGCGCCUGUCCAGCCUCCUGCUCGGAUGUCACCGCACCCUUGUACUGCGCCCACCCUUGCACCGAGGGCUGCCAGUGCAACCAAGACUACGUCCUCAGCGGCAGCCUUUGCGUACAGCGGGACGACUGUGGCUGUGAGCACAACGGCCUCUAUUACCCACUCAAUGACACUUUUUGGGCCGGCCCAGACGGUCACGAAGGCGAAUGUAGCCUCCGCUGCACCUGCGCGGCCGCGGGCCAAAUCUCUUGCUUCAACGAGUCUUGCAAGGAGGGCGAGGUGUGCACGGCGGAGGUGGGCACGCUGGGUUGCUACCCUCGGCGUGAGGGGCUGUGUUCAAUCGCUCAGAACGCUGUGACAUCAUCCUUUGACGGCGCCUUCCUGCUGUUCCCAGAUGACAGCUCCUACUACCUGCUGAGGCUGUGUGGCGCUGUGCCAGCUAAUGGCUCAAUGGUGGAGGUGAAGAUAGGCAGACGGCUGGUGAACAAAGGCCCUGCUUGGAAAAGACCUGUGGUAGUUACGGUUGCUAGCCUGGAGGUUCAGCUGGGAGGGCUGGAUUUAGAAACAGUCAAGGUCAACGGCGAACCAAUCGCCCUCCCCUACGUCCACCCGACGCAAACUAUAAAGGUCUACAGAGCAUCAGGCAACGCCACAGUGGUGGAAUCCCGCCCUCAUCUUCGCGUUCACUACACACAAAGCGGAUCCAUCAACAUCUCCCUCUCCACCGCAUUUUACAACGUCACCUGCGGCCUGUGCGGAGUCUUCAACGGCGAUCCUGCCGACGACUUCCGCCUCCCCAACGGACGCCUGGCCGAGUCAGCCUCGCAGUUCUCGGAUGGCUGGCGUUCCAUCGCUGAUGACAUCAGCUGCAACGGAGACUGCGACGACUUGUACCGCACGUGCACGGACCUGCGCCUCUACCAGAGUCCGAGGAUGUGCGGCAACAUCAACGACCCCGGGAACAGCUCUUUCGUGGCGUGUCACGGUGCCGUCAACCCGUCGCCGUUUUUCCGGAACUGCUUGUACAACAUGUGCGUGAAGGACGGCAACCGCUCGGCGCUGUGCUCCUCGCUGCAAGCUUACGCCGCCGCCUGCCAGGAUGCUCAGGUGGUCCUCACUUCUUGGAGGACGGCCACCAACUGCCCGCUUCCCUGUCCGGCCAACAGCCAUUUCGACGAGUGCGCCAGCGCUUGCCCCCUAACGUGCGCCGGGCUGGACCGGCCAGAGGUGCCCUGCCUGUUGCCGUGCGGCGAGGGCUGCCGCUGCAUGGACGGCUUCGCCCUGCGGGACGGCCUGUGCGUGUCACACAGCGACUGCGGCUGCGCUGGCCCCGAUCUCGACCGCCGGCUGCCCGCCAACCACACUUUCUGGACGGACCGGGACUGCCUGGAGCGCUGCUACUGCAAUGGGUCGGACAACGACGUGUACUGCCUUGCGGCACCUUGCCUCCCCGAGGAGUACUGCCAGGAGGACUACGGGUUGUACUACUGCAGGCCUCGCACCGAGGCCCUUUGCGUGGCGGCCGGUUACGGCCACUUCCUGCCAUUCGGCGGCGUCCCGUUUGAGCUACAGAGCUCUUGUAGACUGAGCUUGGCCACCACGCACUGCGGGGGCAGAGACGGCGCAAGCGGGAAUGGAAGCUUGCCUCCGUUUAAAUUAUUAGCUCUUAAUGAGGACAGGGAAACAGGACAAGCGGUUUGGGUGAGAGGCUUCGUGCUGGAGGUCUUUGACUUUGAGAUCGAGGUGUCCCGAAGUUACAAGAACACCGCCAUGGUGAAUAAGGACCGCUUGUCCCUUCCCGUGAGGCUCGGGUCAGGAAAGGUUACCAUCUUCACUUUGGGCACGCUGCUCAUCCUGGAGACGGACUUUGGUCUCAAGGUGGCCUUCGACUGGAACACCCUGCUUGUGUUGACUUUACCCCGUCACCUCUACAACGCAUCCUGCGGCCUCUGCGGGGGCUUUCCUUCAGCGCCGGCCGCCAGCAGCGUCGACGACUGGGGCGCAACCUGGGCUGACAGGGAUGCUUUCUGCCAGGUGGGCUGCGGCGACUCGUGCCCAAGGUGCGGCCCUGGGGAUAAAACCCCGCCGGACGAUGGUGCUUUUGCUUCGGCCGAUGACGACGACGACGACACGGACGACGACCACGCUACGGAACUCCGCCUCCGUCUGCGAGACGGUCUCUACGUCUUUGCGGAGCCUGAGGCGGCGAGGCUGUGCGCCCUGACGGCGGAUCGACGGGGCGCGUUUGCACGCUGUCACGGCAAGGUGGCGCCGGAGUUCUUUUACCAAAGCUGCCUGAGGGACAUCUGCUUGGAUGGGGGCGCUCAGGAAACCGUCUGCGGUUGGCUGCAGGCCUACGCCACCACCUGUCAAAUGCAAGGGGUACCUACCACCGGCUGGAGGCGCGGUGCGCCAUGUGUCCAGAGGUGUCCGCCGAACAGCCAUUACUCCAGCUGCGUGCCGGUCUGCCCGCCCCAGUGCGCUCCCGCCCGCAGCCAGAGGGACUGCAGCCAGGAUUGCGUUGAGGGCUGCCAGUGUGACCAGGGCUUUGUCCUCAACGGCAAGAGCUGCAUCCUGCCUCAAGACUGCGGCUGCUACACUGACGGGAAGUACUACGAGUCCAAACAGCUGUUCUGGAAUGGCGAUUGCUCCAAACGUUGCCAGUGCAUCGGCCGCAACCUGGUCCAGUGCAACCCGCGGCGCUGCAAGGCGGACGAGGAGUGCGGCCUGCGCCACGGCGUGCGCGGCUGCUUCGCGCGACGCUCCCAGCAGUGCGUGGCGUCGGGCGGAGGCGUGUUCAAGACCUUUGACGGCGCCUCGCUGCGCCUGCCCGCCUCUUGCUCCUUCGUGCUGUCCACCAACUGCCACAAGCUGCCCGACCUCUCGUUCCAGCUCAUCGCCAACUUCGACAAGUGGAGCGUGCCCAACCUCACCACCAUUUCCCAUGUCUACCUCUACAUCAACGAGGAGAAGAUCCUCGUCUCGGGCAACAUGGUCAAGGUGAACGGCACCCCGGUGUCGAUGCCUUUCGUGACCGGUCUGAUGACGCGCCUGUCGGCUUCGGAGGGCUUCGUCGACAUCGACUCGCCGCAGGACAUCCGGUUGCGCUACAACCGCUUCAACACGCUGAGCGUCAGCAUGGGGGCGCGGUUGCAGGACAAGCUGUGCGGCCUGUGCGGCAACUUCAACGGUGACCCCGCGGACGACUACAUCACCUCUACGGGGAGGGCGGCCGGAAGCGCUCUGGAGCUCGCCCAGAGCUGGAAAACUAACGGCAUUCAGGACAGGUGCGACGAGACCCAGUACGUGGCCCUGGCCCAGUCUUGCGACAACGCGGCCGUGCUGGCGCUGCAGCGUGAGGACACGUGCCUGAAGCUGACCGAGCCCGAGGGUUUCUUCCAGCCGUGCCACGGCCUGCUGGACCCGCGGCCCUUCUACCGGUCCUGCUACCUGGACGGCUGCUACAACCGGCGCGGCGCCCAAGUGUGCGGCUCGCUGGCCGCUUACGCCGAGGCCUGCCGCUCCAUGGGCGCCCUCACCACCAAGUGGAUCGCUCAAGAGAAUUGCUCAGAAUGGAUCUACGACCCCUGCGCAACAGAGACCUGCACAAACUUCACAUGCGAGCUGGAGAAUGGUGGCGACCUGUGCGGAUGUCCUGAGUUGCCCCCCAGCCCUGAAGGUUGUGACGACGAUGUGAUCGAGGCGGAGGUGACGUGCAAGCCCGCCGUGAUGGAGGUGUCCAUCUCCAAGUGCAAGCUCUUCCAGCUGGGCUUCCAGCGCGGCGACGUUCGCGUCAACGACCGACGAUGCGCCGGCGUGGAGGGAGAGGACUACAUCUCAUUCCACAUCAACAACACCAAAGGACACUGCGGCUCCAUUGUGCACUCAAACGGGACGCACAUCACGUACAAAAACACCGUGUGGAUCGAGAGCGUCAACAACACGGGCAACGUCAUCACUCGGGACAAAACCGUCAAUGUGGAGUUCUCCUGCGCCUACGAGCUGGACCUGAAGAUCUCGCUGGAGACGGUCCUCAAACCCAUCCUCAGCGUGAUCAACCUCACCCUGGCCACCCAAGCAGGCAACUUCAUCACCAAGAUGGCGUUGUACAAGAGUGCCUCAUACCGCCAGCCCUACAGGGAGGGCGAGGUGGUCCUCAGCACGAGGGACGUCCUCUACGUGGGCGUCUUCGUGGAGGGCGCGGACGAAAACCAGCUCAUCCUGGUGGUCAACACGUGCUGGGCCACGCCGUCGCGCAACAGCAGUGACCGACUCCGCUACGUCAUCAUCGAGCGAGGAUGCCCCAACGCCAAGGACAACACCAUCGGCAUGGCGGAAAACGGCAUGUCACUCACCUGCCGCUUCCACGUCACCGUCUUCAAGUUCAUCGGCGACUAUGAGCAGGUGCACCUGCACUGCGACGUUUCGCUGUGCGACGCUGAGAGGCACGCCUGCAAAGUGAAUUGUCCGCCCAAGAGGAGGAUGUCGUCCAAGGAUGGGUUACUCAAAGAUCACGUUCUCAGUGUUGGACCCAUUCGAAGACAAGUGUCGGACUGGUGCGAGGAGGACAACGGCGGCUGUGAGCAGAUGUGCACCAGUAAGGCGAUUGGUCCUGUUUGCAGCUGCGUCACCGGGAUGUUGCAAGCUGAUAGGAAGACCUGUCGAACUCCGAGUUCCAGCUGCACACUCGCACCUGCUCCCCCUCUGCUGAGCGCCGUCGUUUCCGCGCACCUGCUUCUCCUUCGCUGACGCACAAUCGUGCACAGAAGAGACUUGAACGUGCAAAAGGGCGUCUGUUCGAUUCGUCACUUCCACCUUCUUCUGUCCUUCGCUCUUUCUAAGGGUCGUCGCACUUGAUGUCCCACGGUGUGUUUUCUGUCAUCAUCACUAGGUGGUGCUGUAGAAUGAACAUUUUAGUCUUCAAAUGUCCUCCCAACACAGGGGCGGGGAACCUCUGGUGGCAAGGUACUCGUUGCAAGUUCUCAUUUUCAGGGAAAAGCCUUCAGAGUUUACAUCAAGACAUGUUCAAUGUUACACACAAAAAACAAAAAAAAGAUAUGGAAAAAAAAUACAAGAAAAAAUUUGAAAAUGUUUCGGGAAUUGACAAAGAAAAACAAGACACAUUUUACUUUUUUUCCCUAAGAAUUAUGUUCUAAUCGUAAAAAAUUAUCACAAUAAUAUUCGAGCAUGAAGACAUCAUAGCACAAGAACUGUUGUCAAUUUAUGAAGGGGGAAAAGCCGUUGUUGUACGACAAAGAAUUACAAUUCUGUGAGCAAAAAGUCGUAAUAUUCCAAGCUAGCAUUAAGCCCCCAAUUGCGAAAAGGUUCCCCAGCCCCGAUUUGUCGAGGGAUUGUACAGACGUCAAUCGAGUAACGCGGCGCUGUACCUCAGGAAAUUCCCUCAUGCGUGACUUUGGCCGUGUUGUCUAAACACGACAUGUGACGUCUGGUCUGCCUUUUUUUUUUUUUUUUUUUAUUAUUUGUUCUUUUCAGCGACUGGGACGAGGUGGUGUGUUUUCAUUUUGAAAGGUGACAUGCUUUUACUGAGAAAUGAUGACCACCUCAAUGUGAUCUUAAAAUCGUGAUUGGUCCGUUGAUUCCAAACUGUUUUAGGGACCCACGAAAAAAAAAUAGUGCUAGGCGUAAGUGCAGAUGUUACAAGAAGAAUUUUCGUUUGAAUACAAAUUCAUUCUUUUAACAUUUUUUCCCCAUCAUAACUGUACAACUUUAUUCUUACAUCGAAAAAAAAUUCUCAAACUGUUGACACGUGACUAUUGCUGCUCGAUUCGCGAAAUUUUUAUUCUUGCAAUAUUCCGACUCUUCUCAUGACAUUGUGACUUUGUUGUUGAAAUGUUCUGACUUGGCUCAUUCUCUCAAUCGUGACGUUUUGGGUUUUUUUUCCUCAUGAGGUGGCAACUUAAUUAGAUUUGAUUCUCAAAAUUGUGCACGUUUUUUUAAAGAUGUUUUGACUAUUCUCAUGACAACUUUUCGCGCAAAAAGUCUUUCUCAAACUUUUAUUCAUUUUAACAAUAACAACGUGAUAGUACGAUUUUAAUUUGACAUUUUGACGUUGUUCCCCAAAAUCUUGAGCUUUUUUAGGUCUUGUCACGAUAUUUCGUGCCGGUUAAUUGUAUAUUUGGGGUGUGGGGGUUAAAAAUUGAACAUCGAAGGGUCGUUACAAUUCUCUUAGUAUUUUUCAUCAAAUUUUUACUCAAAUAUUUGCCCUUAGAAUAUUCUGACUUUAAUCUCAUAGCAACGCUAAUGACUUUAUCUAAUGUUUUUUUUUUUUUUUUUUGACAAUAUUCCGACUUUUUUUGUGUGUGGGUGGGUGGCUCUCAUGAUCACGUGUUUUUUUUUUCUAAUAAUCACUCCCACUUGUUCUGUACAUUUGUGACGAAGCAAUGAAAGAAAUGUUUAAAUGUUUUGUGUGACUUUUGAAUAAAAAGUUCUCGUCGUCCGUGCGACCGA
Molecule: messenger RNA, 9384 nt
Organism: Hippocampus comes (tiger tail seahorse)
Lineage: Eukaryota; Metazoa; Chordata; Actinopteri; Syngnathiformes; Syngnathidae
Gene: tecta
Product: tectorin alpha
Exons: 23
Coding region: 1099-7665 (2188 amino acids)
Biological process (GO): cell-matrix adhesion
Molecular function (GO): protein binding
Source: RefSeq, a predicted model, not a curated record